Molecule: messenger RNA, 1808 nt
Organism: Staurois parvus
Lineage: Eukaryota; Metazoa; Chordata; Amphibia; Anura; Ranidae
Source: the annotation of a GenBank genome assembly
AUGGCACAGGCCGAUCACUGUCAGCAGUUGCUUGAUAAAUUAAACAAACAAAGAGAGGCUGGCUUCUUGUGUGACUGCACCAUUCUGAUUGAUGACGUCCAAUAUAAAGCACACAGAAAUGUGUUGGCUUCAUUUAGUGAAUAUUUCAAGGCCAUAUUCCAGAACUCUUUGGACUCUACUGUACUUUUGGAUCAGAAGCUAGUUACACCAGCCGGAUUCCAGACAAUGCUGGAUUUCAUUUAUAGCGGUGACUUACAGUUCAAUAGAUGUAACAUAGAAGAAGUAUGUAAAGUUGCUGAAUAUCUGAGGGUGGAUGAAGUUGUUUCAGUAUGCUUACCUAAAAUGGACUCUGCUUCGGUGGUGAAAACCUGUGUUACAGAGUACCCCUAGCUAAGGACUUCCAAGGUACACAUAAAGACUGUUCUGUUUAUCACCCAUGUAGCACAAGUAAUACAGACAAAGGAGAAGCUAUAUGUUUUGCCAAAAAAGUUGCAAAUAAGAAAUCUCUUAGGAGCAAUAAAUGGAAACGGACAAUGCUUUCUCAUAAAAGGUGCCUGAAAAAGGUUCCUGAACAGCAGAAUCCUGUCACCAACUCUGCUCUCAGUGUGGAGGCAGGUCAGAUGGAUGAAGCCUUGACUGAACAUUUCUCCCAGGUUAAGGAUCACUGCUUACUAUCUUAUACAACUGCACUGAACUGUGAAAACCUUCUAAAGGAAGAUAGUGCGGCACAGCUGUCAGUUGGGAAGAAAAAAUACAUCAAGUCAAAGCUAAACUCCACUUUGAGAGAACACUGCAUGAGUAACAUUAGAGAAGAAGCUGAUGCCUGCAAAAUGGAAGGCAUAGCAAAGGACAUUGAACAGAAAUACCACAAAAAUAAGCCUACAUGUAGUAUAUGUUGUAAAGUUUUCUCAGAAGGCAGCAGCCUCCGGCGCCACAUGCGGAUUCACAAAGGUGUGAAGCCAUAUGUAUGCCAUUUAUGUGGAAAAGCUUUUACUCAGUGUAACCAGCUGAAAACACAUGUACGGACUCAUACAGGAGAAAAGCCAUAUCAAUGUAAACUCUGCGAUAAAGGAUUUGCCCAAAAAUGCCAGUUGGUUUUUCAUAGACGAAUGCAUCAUGGAGAGGAAAAGCCAUACAAAUGUGAUAUGUGCAAUCUACAGUUCGCAACUUCAAGCAAUCUUAAAAUUCAUGCUAGAAAACACAGCGGAGAAAAGCCAUAUGUCUGUGACCGAUGUGGUCAGAAGUUUGCACAGGCCAGUACCCUAACAUACCAUGUCCGCCGUCAUACAGGAGAAAAGCCAUAUGUCUGUGACACAUGUGGGAAAGCAUUUGCUGUAUCAAGUUCUCUAAUUACUCAUGCAAGAAAACACACAGGGGAAAAACCUUACAUCUGUGGAGUCUGUGGGAAGAGCUUCAUUUCUUCAGGAGAACUUAAUAAACAUUUCCGGUCUCAUACAGGAGAAAGGCCUUUCGUCUGUGAAGUUUGUGGAAAUUCUUACACAGAUGUGAAAAACUUGAAGAAACAUAAGCUGAAAGCACACUGUGGGAAUGAAGAUGGAGAUGAAUCAGAAACCGUUGAUGGCACAGUCAGCAAUGAAGACUUAGCCAAGAAAAGCCCGGUGCCAGACACACUUGACCUGAAGCCGUCUGAGCUGUUCUUACCACUCACACUACACAUUGGUCCGGAAGACCAUCAGAUGCUGCUGCCCCUGACAGAUAAUCAGAGUCUUUCUUCUGAGUCUUUAUUAAGGACAUCUGUGACUAAUUAUACAGAGCCACAGUUUAUAUUUUUACAGCAAAUGUACUGA